AGAUCUCGGCGCGCCCCUGAGGAGUUUCUGUGGGAAGAUUUUCUGUUUUCCAGGUUUCCCAAGGGAAACGAAGAAAGGGAGGAGGAUAAUCAAUGACUGAACCUCUAAUAGAUGUUGGACGACGUUAAAAAAAAAAUGUAUCGGCCCUACCCUCGAGGAUUUGACAAAUUAGACUGACCAGAGUAAUAAGAGAUACAGGCAGAAGAGGAGACAUAGACACACACAGAGGAGAAGAUGAUGUGAAAAGGGAGGCAGAGAUCACAGUGGUGUGGCUACAAGCCAAGAAAUACCGAAGCCAUCAGAAGUUGGAAGAGCCACCAAGAGUGCUGAACAAUCAUCUGAGGACAUCAUUGGGUAUCACUGGCAAAGAGAAGAGAUGAAGAAAAGAUAAGAGAAAGAAAUGAAAGUGGAAGAGGGCAGAAAAAGAUAAACAAAAGUUAGGAGAGUUUUCAGGAGGAGAAAAUAAAGAGAAGACAGAGAAGGAAGUAUCUGCCUUCCUUCUCCAGGGUUACCUUCUUCUUAUAAACCUGUUCAUGACUCAGUCCAGGCUCCUCAUCCCUUCACUUUCAUGCCCCCAAAUGCACUACCGCAAAUACAAGACUGGUGUGUGGGGUACCAAAAAAGCCUAUGAACUUAAAAGGGAGAGAAAAAACAAUAUUGGCUCUGAGACCCACAUGGAUUCACCACCAGUAGCAUACGUUGAUGCCAUGCGACUGGGAUAUAAUCUGCUGCUAACAUACUUUGGUGUCAUGUGACUUGGAUACAUUUCCCAGUGGGAAAGGCCAGAUGACAACCUGAAACUCAGCCAAGCUUGCAGCUGUGGUCGCUGGUGAAGUCAACUCCAGCAAACCGGAGGCAUUAAUAAUCUUCCUGAGGUGCUCCUCUCUUUUUCCAAUUCCCACCUUGAUAGAGGGGUAUCUCAAAGUGGGCGAAUCAAAUUGAGAAGAACUGGGAACAGCCAACAACCUCCCACCACAGCACAGUUAAGGGAUUCUGUUCCAUCAAGACAGCCAUCAGCCAAUCAGUUGUCUGCCAACCCAUCAUCUGCCACCCCAUCCUUAGUCAACAAAGCAGGAAUCAACUGGGCAUGAACCAAUCAGGCACGAACCAAUCAAGUUUAUCAGACUCGAACCAAGCAGGCAUAAACCAGCCAAGCACAAACUCACUUGGUAUGAACCAAAUGGACAUGAACCAAGGGAGUGCAAGCCUAUAUGAAAUGAACCAAGUGGACAUGAAACAACCAAGCAUGAGCCAAGCUGGCAUGAGGCAAUCAGGUACAAACCUACCAGACAUAAACCAACCCGACAUGAAACAACCAGACACAUGGCAAUUAGGUAGGAGCCAACCAGGCAUGCUGCAACAAGAACUGAGCCAACUAGUCCUGAGCAAAGCAGGCAUAAGCCAACCAGACCCAUCGCAACCAGGCCCAAGCCAAUCAGGCCCCAGCCAAUCACGCAUGAGGCAAAUAGGCACGAACCAAUCAGGUAUGAGCCAACCAGUGAUGCAGCAACUAGACAGCCAGUCAGGUGGGAGCCAACCAAGCAUGAGACAAGUAGGCACCAGCCAAUUAGGCACAAGCCAAAUAGGCAUGAGCCAACCAGGCACAUGGCAAACAGGACUGAGCCAACCAGUCCUGAGGCAACCAAACAUGAGUCCACCAGGCAUGUGGCAACCAGGCGUGCAACAACCAGGCAUCAGCCAGCAAGUCCCAAGCCACCCAGACAUGAGUCAACCAGGCAUGAGCCAGCAAGUCCCCAGCCAACCAGGCAUAAGGCAACCAGACACUAGCCAAUCAUGUAAGAACCAAACAGACAUGAGCCAACCAGACGCAAACCAAUCAAGUUUAUCAGAUUCCAACCAAACAGGUAUAAUCCAGCCAAGCCCAAGCUUACUUGGUAUGAACCAAAUGGACAUGAACCAAUGGAGUGCAAGCCUAUAUGAAAUGAACCAAGUGGACAUGAAACAACCAAGCAUGAGCCAAGCUGGCAUGAGGCAAUCAGGUACAAACCUACCAGACAUAAACCAACCUGGCAUGAAACAACCAGGCACAUGGCAAUUAGGUAGGAGCCAACCAGGCAUGUGGCCACAAAGCCUGAGCGAACUAGUCCUGAGUGAAGCAAGCAUAAGCCAACCAGGUCCACCGCAACGAGCCCCAAGCCAAUCAGGCCCCAGACAAUCAAGCACGAGCCAAGCAGGCACAAACCAAUCAGGUAUAAGCCAACCAGUGAUGUGGCAACUAGACAUGAGACAGUCAGGUGGGAGCCAACCAAGCAUGAGACAAGUAGGCACCAGCCAAUCAGGCACAAGCCAAAUAGGCAUGAGCCAACCAGGCACAUGGCAAACAGGCCUGAGCCAACCAGUCCCGAGGCAACCAAACAAGAGUCCACCAGGCAUGUGGCAACGAGGCAUGUGGCAACCAGGCAUGAGCCAGCAAGUCCCCAGCCAACUAGGCAUGAGACAACCAGGCACUAGCCAAUCAAGUAAGAACCAAACAGGCAUGAGCCAUCCAGGCAGGGGCCAACCAGGCAUAUGGGAACCGGGGCCGAGUCAGCCAGGCCUGAGCCAACAAGACCUGAACCAAUUAGUGCUGAGCCAACCAGGCCUGAGUCAACCAGGCAGGAGCCAACCAAGUGUGAGCCAAAUGGGCAUGAGGCAAACAAGCAUGGAUUACUUUCAAAUAAGACAUGCAGAGGCUGGAGACUGCCCAGAAAUUUUGCGACUGAUUAAAGAAUUGGCUGCCUGUGAAAACAUGCUAGAUGCAAUGGAGUUAACAGCAGCUGAUUUACUCAGAGAUGGCUUUGGGGACAAUCCCCUUUUCUACUGCCUGAUUGCAGAAGUAAACGAUCAACAAAAACCAUCAGGCAAACUGACUGUUGGAUUUGCCAUGUACUACUUUACAUACGACUCAUGGACUGGCAAGGUACUUUACCUAGAGGACUUUUAUGUCACACAAGCUUACCAAGGCCUAGGUAUUGGAGCUGAAAUGCUGAAGAGGCUAAGUCAGGCUUCUAUCAACUACUAUACUAGUCGAGGGGCUUUAGACCUUUCCUCUGAGGAGGGCUGGCAUCUCUUCAGGUUUAACAGAGAAGAACUCCUGGACAUGGCAUGGGAAGAAUGAAAGAGGCUUUGUAACAACUCAUCCCAACACAGCCUCCAACAUUUGACUGUCACCUGAGUCUAACAGCAGUUUGACUUUGUUGUACAAUACAGCAAGUGAUCAUCACA
Homo sapiens (human) is the source of this 3225-nucleotide messenger RNA. It is a transcript of the gene SATL1, whose product is annotated as spermidine/spermine N1-acetyl transferase like 1. Lineage: Eukaryota; Metazoa; Chordata; Mammalia; Primates; Hominidae. Gene Ontology annotation, molecular function: acyltransferase activity, transferring groups other than amino-acyl groups; diamine N-acetyltransferase activity. The record is from RefSeq and is marked validated. The transcript has 12 exons. Gene Ontology annotation, biological process: polyamine metabolic process. The coding region runs from base 1088 to 3118 and encodes 676 amino acids.